AUGAUUGGUUUGCAAAUGGAUCCAAUAUGUCCAUUUCGUGGCAACGCGGAAGACAAUUCCGAGGCCUGGACUUUUCAGGAACGUCUCGUAUCACGCCGCGUGCUGGUAUUUACAGCAAACGACCUUGCGUGGGAAUGCAACACGAUGCUGACUUGCGAAUGUAAAAGAAACGACAUGGAUACUUCAAUCAAGUCAGAUUACAGCAAGACACUUGAGGGCACAACCUCCAAGUGGUACAAGAAGAAGCAGGUCACCGCUAGAGAAGACUUGUGGUGGACUCUCAUUGAGCAAUAUUCGCGGCUCGGAAUCAUAAACGCCACUGACAAGUUGCCUGCUGUUGCUGCCAUUGCUCAACAAUUACACAUGACCUCGCGACAGGAUGAGACGUAUUAUGCAGGCCUCUGGUCCGGCUCACUCUUUCAAGAUAUGCUUUGGGUCUCUGAUGCCCAAGACUAUCAGAAUCGCGCUGCCCGACCGAAGAAUCCAGAUGCGAAUGGAGUCAAGUGGUGGCCAUCUCCAACUUGGUCAUGGGCUUCCGGUGAAGAUCCUGUCAAGUUCCUCGGAACUACAUACGAUAUUAAACCAAACGUGAAGCCGGUGGCUGAGCUGAUGGAACUCGAGUGCCGCAAUUCGGAUGGCGAAGCUUUUAUGCGACCAGACGAAUCUACCUGCUUCCUUACACUGCGUGGCAAGACUGCUCAUGCAAAACUCCAAAAGACUCUGAGGGGGGCAACACAUGUCUUAUUUACCGUGCAAGUAGGAGACACAGGCAGUAGAAGCACCAUUGCUUACAACAGAAAAACUGAUGACGAUGCAAAUCUUGAGGGCAUCGUAGAUACGAGAAUGGUUUUUAUGGAUUAUGAUCCGUGGCCGCAAAGUUUCUCUGUGCUGCGUUCUGAUUCGCAUGAUGAGGCACACGCAACUCCCGAUGAGGACUUCAACGCCUCUGAAGCUGCAGACAAUGAUUCUGAGGGAAACGACUUUGGCUCUCCAGUAGAUGGCGCCGAGAUGGAUGUCGAGUUGAUGGAAGUUGCGGAUCUAACAUACAAAAAAGACAUUACCAUCCACAAAAAGGACCGGCAUCAGGCAAUCUUCAUGAUUCUCAAGGAAAGAGGUCAUGAUGAUGAUCGUUGGUACGAACGGCUUGGCCUUGUCAAGGUGUCGUAUUAUACCGAUGAGAAUUUUGUCACGGCUUUUCGAGAGGCAACCUUGAACCGGACAAAGAAGAAUUGUGUCAUUGUUUAG
Molecule: messenger RNA, 1245 nt
Organism: Trichoderma breve
Lineage: Eukaryota; Fungi; Ascomycota; Sordariomycetes; Hypocreales; Hypocreaceae
Exons: 2
Coding region: 1-1245 (414 amino acids)
Source: RefSeq, a predicted model, not a curated record